This is a messenger RNA of Diaporthe citri, 1752 nucleotides long. RefSeq lists its product as uncharacterized. The record is from RefSeq and is a predicted model, not a curated record. The transcript is spliced from 5 exons. Gene Ontology annotation, biological process: DNA-templated transcription. The coding region runs from base 1 to 1752 and encodes 583 amino acids. Lineage: Eukaryota; Fungi; Ascomycota; Sordariomycetes; Diaporthales; Diaporthaceae. Gene Ontology annotation, molecular function: zinc ion binding; DNA binding.
AUGAGCGACACCUCGUCCAAUGGUAACUCUAGUUAUCAACCCACAAGGUUGGAUACAUCGCCGGCAGUGGAUCCGCCGCCGCCGGACCUGACAUCUCCGUCUGACACCAGUUCGUCGGGGCCGAAGCUAUUCCAUUCCGAGACUAUGCCCGAAGCCACCAUCUGCGCCGGCGGCUCUUGUUCGCUUUUUUCGGCCAAAGGCAUGGAGAAGAUUGACAUCUUGGUUGGGGACAAGCGGUUCUCCGGCGUUGCCCGCAGGUUACUGCAACAGAUUAACAAUAUUCCGCGACAGAGAACCCUCAACUACAUUUCCACUCCCGCCGACUCUUUCCCAUCUGCUUUUGUGAUUGCGGAAUACAUGAAUGACUUUUUCAUGACCCUCAACCGAUACAUCAAGUUCUUCGAUGAAGCUGUCGUCCGCGCUGCGGUACAGUCAUACCUCCAUGGGCAACCACCAAGCGGCAUCGGCUGGAAAAUAGCCUUGUUCACCAUCCUCUUGCACCCGCACAGGAAACGAGAUCUGCUGCAUGGUACGCGUGAGCACGAGAAGUAUCUGCACAGCGCCAUGGCCCUCGUACCCACCGUCAUGUUGCAACCACCGUCUCCCAUGAUGAUAGGGGCUCUACUCUCGCUGACCGUCCACUUUAUCUUCACGGCCGAAAAUAAUAUUGCCGUCUCAUUCCUGGCUCUGGCAACACAGUCUCUUAUUCUGGGCGGCUACUACCAUAGUAACCACCCCGGCCUAAGCGAUUCGGAAAUCCAGCAUCGUCGUCGCCUGUUCUGGCAAGCAUACAUUUUUGACCGUGACCUGAUGUUAAGGAUCGGAAAGCCACCUCUGAUCACCGACAACUUUCUGCUCGACUUUCCAGAAGAAUUCCCUCUGGAUUGCUACGGCCUCUUCUACUAUCCCGGUGACAUCGUUCUUAACUACUUCCGACAAGAGGUCAGGCUGGCGCAGAUCCAGGGCCGCAUCUAUGCAAGGCUGCACCUCAACACCCCGACGUCAGCCGCGGCUCUGGAAUCCGAAAUCAGCCUUUUGGAUAGGGAGCUUCAGCAAUGGCGGGAAAGCAUUCCGGAGAUGAUUCGCCCGCAGCAGUCAGGUGCUCCUCUGGAUGACGAUAACCAUGCUAGGCUGAUCGCGCUGAGUUCCCUGCACUACAUCUACUUCCAGUUGGUUGUCGCUGUUCACUCUGCGGCUCUCAGAAUGUCCUCGACAGGUCAGGACAUGGACUUCCUCCGACCCAGCGCUGCCAUUUGCGUCAAUGCUGCCCGUGGGGCAGUAUCGCUCUUGAACUACCACCACUUCGAUCAUCCAUUCACUGUAUACCUUCUCUACCAGGUUGCCUGGAGCGUCGAUAUCCUAUUCAUCAACAUUAUCGAGAAUAAGACUUCGGCUAUUGCAGGGCAGGACAUCGAGCUCAUCAAACUUGUCCUCUCGUUUUAUGAGAGAUACGAUGUGAACCACAAGAACAUCACCUCGUACUACAUCAUCAAGGCGCUCUACGAUGUAGCUGUGUCGGUCAUCCUGGAUCCUCAAAAUUCACUCCAGGAUCCCCUUGGUUCGGCUCUAGACGUUCUGACUUUGGGCGUGGGGAGACCAAACGAGGUUGCGGGGUAUCUGCCUGUUCUUCCUGUUCCCGGCGCAACAGAGCAGGACAACUGGGAAGGCAUAUCUCACAACAGCCACAACUGGCUCUCUGCCGGGGUCCUGCAAAUGGUUGAUUGGAGCCUACCACCGAACGCUGAUGAGUAA